AUGCUCUGCGCGUUAGUCGGAAUAUUGAGUUUUCUGAGCGUGGAUGCAUACCGACUCAAUGUUCCAAGAGUACUUCUACCAUAUCAUCCAAGUGUUCCAGUCUCAUUCGUUCUCGAGGUCACACAUCCGACUGGCGGCUGUUUCUCAUGGUCAUUUUUCGAAUUUAAAAAAAGUUUUUGCUCUUCUCAUUUAUAAUCUCACACUUUUCGAAUGAUAAUCGGGGAAAAAAAACCUGAUUUCAGUCUUUACAAUCCUUCUUGUAAUUUUCAAAAGGUCAUAUGCAAAUUUUUAGAAUUGUUGAGAAGAGGAAAGGCCCUUUUAUUGAUUUUUGUACCCCUGAACACCCCCUAGGGAAGUUUUUUUUUCGGAUUAUUUGUUAACAGCCCAAUCGAAGAGUUUGGCCCGGAAAAAUAACGAAAAAAUCGAAUUUAGGAGAUCGACGAGGCCGGAUAUCGUUUCUGUGAAGCUCAUCGACACUGGAAUGGGCUCGAAAUGCUCAGACCGGGCCGAGAUUCGGUCCGUCGCAAAGCCAGGUGGAAUCGGGUCCAGCGAACUAUCGGCCGUCAUCUUCGCGGAGGACAAGGGUUUCCGAAAACUAAAGUCGAAUAUAAAUAACCUUUUUCAAGGAUCGGGGACGACUUUGAGUUGUGGAGUGACCGUCGAUGAAAUCGCGACGAUUUCGAUCGAAACGACGACCAAAGUCCUUUUCGUGGACGCCGCCCCGGCCAGGAUGACCGUCGAUGCUUUCAACGCCGAAGGUUGACACAAAAAUGAGAAGAUUAACUCAGAAAUGGGCUUUUAUUGGAGUAAAAUUUGAAAAAAAAAGUCGGGAGAAAAUCAUGACGAUUUCAAAAAAGAAGCGGACAUAUGAAAAAUGAAUAAGUUUUCAGGAGAUCGAUUUUCGACGUUGAGCGAAAUUUCGCUCGAUUGGGAACUUUCGGCCAACGGAUUCAAAGGGGAACGGCCGCUGAGAAUCGUUCCCUUCGAGCAGUCGACAUAUGAGGCGCCCGCAGAAAUCGUUCGGCUCGAGAAGAACAGGAAGAAAGGUUGGCGUGUAGGAAAAGGAAGUGAAAAUUAAUAAUAAAAUUUGUACUGAGGGAUAGAAAAAAAUCAUUUCAGAAAAAUUCGGAUUGUAGGAAAAAAGUUUUUCCGAAACUUUACCUUUUUUUCACAAGAUUAUAGAUGUCAAUUUAUUUUUUUCAGCUAUACUAAUUUUUUUAUUUUUUUGUUUUAUUUUUUUUCCCCAACAUUUUUAUUUUAACGAAACAGAGCUUUAAUAAAAUGAACUUAAGGUAAAAAUUCUAAGAAGAACUAUAUUUUUUUUCAGGUUAUGUAAUCCUGAUUGAAGGCGUUUCGACGGGAUCCGCGGCGCUUACGGCCAAAUUCAGCGAUUCCUAUUUGCAGGUGGGAAAAAUAAAAAAAUUGGAUAAUAAAAAGAAGAGAAGAGAACUUUUUAAAGCAUGUUUUCGAUAAAUUUAAAAACUUUCUCAUGAAGCGAAUAAAGAAAUGCAUUCAGUAGUCUUUCGUCUUGAAGAAAUUACUACAGAGAUCGAAGUGGCCGCUUAAGGGGUGUUUUUUCGCUCUAGUGAUCACUCAAAAACGACAGAGAGGGUGGGAAAUAUUUUUUGAAGUAGAUAUUGCAAAAAUAAGCGAUUUUAGCGCGCUGAGUUUUUUUUUAGUUUUUGAAAAUGAAGAGAAAUGAUAGUUUUCUCUUAGACUUUUUUCAAAAAUGACUUGAAAGAAUGAUUUUUUUUGGUGGUAUGAAAAAAAUAAAUGCGAAAAUGGGAACUGCGACGUUUUUCGACUUUUUUUAUCGAUAAAAAUCUUCGUUUGAAUCUUCUGAUAUAAAGUAUGCAAUUUAUUCAUCAUUAAAACUCGAAGAAAUAGGAAAAAAAAUGUUAUUAAGUGUUUUAUAAACUGAAAAAUAUAUGGGGAAAAAAGUCGGAAAUUUCCCUGGCAAUAUGAAAAAAAAAACGGAAAAGUCAUCGUUCGAAAAUUCGCUGGUUUUUCAUCAUACCACCGAUCUUUUUUUAAUUUUUUAAACCUGAACGGCUUGAGAUGAAAAAUCAUUUUUGAGUUUACAGAAAGUCAAGGCGCACACAGUUGAGCUGGCGGUUGUGGCGAAUCUCCUCUUGGUCCCUUCUCACGAUUUGUAUGUACCCCUCGAGACGGUCGUUCCCUUCCAAGUGCUGAUCAUCAAACAAUUCGGGACGGAAGGUGAAAAAUAGACAUUUUGAGAUUUUCGAAAUGAGUUGAAACGGAUUAAAAUCGGAAAAUAAAAAAAUCAUUUGGAAACAUGUUUUGCUUGUUAUUAAGUGUCUCGUGAUUAGGAAUGAUGGAGGCUUGUUUUUUUUUGUUUCGGGAAUUCAAAAUGAUGUAUAAAGAAACUAUUUUCAGUGGUCCCGAUGCCUUCCUCAGCCUAUAAUCUCCAGGUUGAUUCAUCGGACGUUGCCAAGCUGGACGAAUCUUCCUCAUCCAUUCGGGCGAUUUCCCGUGGAAACACGGCGAUCCACCUCCUGAGCAGUAGUGAGUUUGUUGAGCUGGGAUUAUAGAAAAGAAAGAGCAUGUUUUGCAAAGGUUUCGAGCCGAAGAACCGUUUUUACGGCUACUUUAGGUCAUUUCAGACUUCUGCGUCUCAGAUUUGUGACCUGUUUAUCGAAAUAUUGUGAAAAAAAACUCUUUGACUUUUGCAGAUGUCGACAUUCGCGCCAAAGCCGGCAUCCGACCUCCUUCGACGGCGAUCCACGUCACAGACCCCGAAUCGCUUCAAUGGCACGUGAGCGGAGAGAACUGGAUGCUGCAGACCGGCCAGACCUACGUGAUCAACAUCGAUCUGCUCGAUGAGCACGGAAACGUCAUGUUCAUCGGCGAUGUUGGUCGUCCAGAAGCUUCCCCUUGAAGUCGUCAUCUUUUCAGAACCUGCGAUUUUCGACAGAGAUCGACAAAUCCUUGUUCCGAGUCGGAAGGUCAACGAGGAACAGCACCUGGCUGACCGUGACGCCUUUGAGACCCUCGAAGACGGCAUUGAAGAGCAGAUUCGUCGGGAUUCUCGAUGAGGUGCGCCGAGGGAAAGUUAUAAAGGCUCCGGAAGUUUCGGAAGUUGCAUUAUCUGAACAACCUGACAAAUUUUAGUAGAUCAGCUUUAUUUUUAUCAAUUUUUUUUUUUAUUAGGAAUCCUUGAAAAAAAUAUAUAUAGUCGAAUCACGGCUCGGAACGUGGCCACUCUGCGCUCUCCACCAGGGAGCCACUGUCUCUUUUCCUAUCGUGUCAGGACCAUUAGGGCUCAAACCAGCCCUGAAUCGGUCAUAAGCCUUCCUCAUAAAUUUGCUCUCGGUUUCAGAACGGCCGCGAAAUUGCCCAAAACGGACGGGUUCACGGUGAUCAACAGGUCGCCAUCGUAGAUCCCGUCAAAAUCGUUCCAUCCGUCGUUUUUCUGCCAGCGCUUCACAAGUACAAAUCGAACUGGGAUUUCAAGGUGAAAAUAAGAUGAUCUGGGAAACAUCUUGGAGAAAUUUGUGGUGAAAUGGAUAUACUCUAUUCAGCUAGAAAAGAAAGUUCUUUCUUUUUUUUUGUGUUUUGAACCUUCAAAAGAGAAAGUGGCGCUGAGAAGGUUUCAAAGUUUCAAUUUUGACGUUUUCUGUCGUUGCAGGCGACUGGAGGAAGUGGUUUAUUCGAAUGGAUCAUCGGCGAUUCACAUGUCGCGUCGAUUGAAUCCAGUUCCGGGCGAAUCGUUGCGAAUUCGAUAGGUUCGACUGUCGUGACAGCUGUCGACAAGAGAAACUCACUUCUCACCGAUCAAGCCAAGGUUUCCCACAGGGUUAAUCAGUUUGAAAAGAAAAAUCGAGUCCAGGUGCAUGUCCUCGACGCGGCCGGUAUCCAUUUCGGCGAAACGGUCCGAGAAACCUUCGUCGGAUCCGAUUUGGUGCUGAACAUCGCCCUGUUCGGCCAUUUGCCGAAUGGAAGCCAGCAAGUCGCUUUCCACGACUGCAGGAACGUGCCUUUCCGCGUGGAAGUCGGCGACGCCUCCCUUCUUGAGCACGUCGACGGUUUUUUUCCUUUUUUGGAUUUUUUUUUCUUGUUUUGUCGUUAUAGUCAUAGAUGUAAUCUACUAGGCGGUAAACAAGAAAUUUUAAAGCUAUGAACUAGAAAUCUAAACGUGUAGUUGAUCAAUUUGAAAGCCUGGUCUUACGGUUCUUCGCUUAAUUCUAAAUGCGUAGUGCAUUGAAUUGCGCCUUAAAGAGCUCGAAAUGUAGAAAAUGUUGUAAUUGGAACCCGGCGACCGUGUUCUAGGUGAAAGCCUUGAAUUAAAAAAAAGAAGGUCCAGUUCGAGUCGAGACUUUGAACGAAAUGUGAAGAAAAUUUCAAGAAAUAUCCAAGGAAUUUUUAAUUUUUGACAUUAGUAUUCAAAAAAAAAAAAAUAGUUUGCUCCAUUUAAGUUCAGAUUUUCAGAGGGAGCUCUUCUCUUGUAAAAAUAGGAAUUUUUUUACAGUUUGAGGCUCUCAGGGAUCUUAAUUUAAUAAAUUGAAGAGACUUUUUUUCUUUUGAAAUUUUUUUAAUGUAUCCUUUUUGAUCUCCCAUAACAUAAUGACGAUAUCGCAGCGGAGGCGACAUAACCGAAUUCUCACUGCGACAUCUUUACAAUGUCUUAUAAAUUCAACAUCAAAAAUUAUAAUUUGCGUUUUUUUCACUUUUUUUUUUUUGAAGAAAGGAAUCACAAACUCAAAUAAUGACCCAGACUAUUUUUUAAGAGCAAAGAGCGAUCUAGCGAAAGACAUUGGCGAGGUCGCGGUGUUACUUUCAUUGCGACGUAGUCCACAAUAUUUCAUUUUUCUAGACGCUCCUUCGACGAUCCCGACAGUUGGAACGGGCUGCGGAACUGUGACGCUGAAUGGUCUCGCCUCUGGAGAUACUCGAGUCGUCGUCUCUUUUGAUCACUUCAAAGCCACCAUCGAUGUGUCGGUUUACGAAAAGUUGGAGGUUUUUUCGCUGCAAAGAGCUGGUAAUUGAUCUUCUGACGUUCCAGCUGACGACUGACGACACGGCUGUGGCGAUCGGAAGCAGCCAUGCAAUCGAAAUUUUGGGCGGCCCGAGACCUUGGAUUCUUGAAUCGAGCAAUUUUUAUAGAACCGGUAAGAAUUAGAGUGAAGUUUGAGAAAAAUAAAUGAAGGGGAUACAAUUGAUUUUUGUCUCGUAAAAGUUUCUCUUCGAAAUUUUUAUCAAUUUCUUUCAAAAACUGUAGAAUGUAGUACGAAAGUCAAGAAUUUUUUUGAAUUAUUAAGGUUGGAAUUUGCUAGUUCAAAAAAUAUUUUAUCGCCAUGUUCAUAGAACUUUCGAGCUUUAUCUUUUUGAAUUUUUUUAUACAUAUACCAAGUUUUCAGGUGUUUUAAGUAUGUGAAAUAGUUUUUUUCUAAGUUUUUUUGAGGCUUUGGGAAAGAAAAAAAUAGAAGAAAGAAGGGUAUUAACAAAGAUUUCAUAAUUUUUUUCAAUUUUCAUUGAAAAAGUGUGUAACUGGAAAAAAAUAUGUAUUAUACGUUUUUGGAAAAAGUAGUGGUUUUUUUAAUCGAAAAAAAUUUAACAUUUCUAGAGAAUUUACUUGAGAGGCCCUUGAAUGGUUUCCUAAAAAGCGACCGCUAGAAAUCUUCUGAAACAAUAUAACUGUUAUAUGAAACAGGGUCCUAAUACGAUUCUCCUUUCAGCUUCCAAUGCCAAGAAUUUCAACGUCGACUUCGACAACGAGAAAAUCGUCGUCGAGUGUGGCGCGGAAGAAACGUUGGGCUCUUUCGAUCUCCGUGUCGGGAACAAAAAGUCGCCGUCUCUGCCUCUUCCGGUGCAUGCGACCGUUUCCGUGACGGUCUGCUGCGCCAGGCCGACGCGUUUGGAAAUCGUUUCCGAGAAGGCUCAGCCCCUGAAGUGUCCCACCAGCGUUGUAAGUUACUCCUUGGUUUUUUUUUUCCUAAUGAAAAGGGAGAAUAUAGUCAGUUUUUUCCGAUUUUAAAGGCGCUAUAAGCAAAAAGUAGUGUAUUUGCAAUGGCGCGAAUGAAAUUUCGGUAAGGAAUUUUUCCUUUUCCUUUUCAUUUAACAAGAGCUGUUGAAAUGGCGACCAGACCCGUAAAGUUGUAGUUAAGUAAAAAUAUGGAAAAUUCGUGAAAGGAUCAAGAAAAAUGGCUCUUUUGGCAAUGGGACCACCGUCUCAACAGUAAUUUUGUAUUCAGCAAUUUCGACUCACAACUUCCACAAUCGUGUUAAAAAGUUUACCUGACUUUUACUUAUUUACGCCAUUAAAAAGCGUGAUCUUUCAAAAAUAUAAGUUAAGGAGUUUUCUGGAAAUCUCUAACCGCAAAGUGAAAUGACCUUCCUUGUCAGUUAGAAUGAAAAAGGUUGAAAUUUCAGCACGCUCUACUGAUCGGAACGAAUGAACGUGUUCGUCUACGUGGCUAUGGAGUUUGUGGAGGAACAGCUAGAGAGCUCCAAUCGAUCGAUGGCCUCGAGGUGAAAUGGUCCAGCUCCGAUUCCAAGAUCCUCAAGGUCGAGAAAACCGGCGUCGAGAAGGAGAACCGUGAGUUUGUUCAUUGGAGAUGAUCUACAAAGCUUCAGAAACUUCUAAACAAGGCUAUAAAUUUUUAACCGUUCUUAAUGUCUUUCUUAAUCCGAGCUAGCUUUUCGCAGUUUUUUUUUCUACCCCCGAACCCGUUCAUUCGAUACGGACCGUCUUUGUGCAUGGGGCUUGGGGGAAACGAAAAUAUUCAGGCUAAAUUAAAGGCGCAGGAGACUCCUCAAAAAGCUAUGGGAAAGAAGUAAUUGAGACCCUCACGAGUCUCUGAGCGGAUAAGAAAAGAUAAUAAGUUGAUGACGUGAAAUUUGUUUCAGUGUUUGCGAGCCUCUCUUCGAAAUCAACUUCUGGCGUCGCCACAAUCACCGCCGACGUGGGAUCCGUGAAAUCGGCUGGGAAAUUGGCGAAACACCUGACGGCCAAGUAUGAAGUGACCGUUGCGGAGCCGAUUUCAAUCGAUCCGACCCGAUUGGUUUUGUGGAACGAGGCGAUUUCCACCGGCACCUUCAAUAUCCAUGGCGGUUCUGGGUAUUUCGCCGUCGAGGAGGAGGGCUCCAACAAUUGGCCGGUUGGCGUGGCGUUGAAAGGAAGAUUACUGCAGGUUUUGAUCCACCCAAAUGUCCUGGAAAGGUUGAAUUUUCCAGGUGACGCCGAAGCAGAACGGCCAGACGACGUUGAGGGUCGCCGAUGCCUGUUUCGUGGGCCAGACGGCCGAGGCCAACGUCCGAAUCGCCGACAUCCAUUCGCUGAACAUCCAAUCCCCUCACUUUGUAAUAGUUUUGACUUGUUUUUGAAAAAAAUCCGUUUUCCGUGUCUUGAAAGGACUUUUCUGCGCCCUCUUCGUCUCUCAGCAUGUAGAAUUACUGUUUUCAUUUCUCUUUGACGAGGGAGCAGAGAGACGCAGACGCUCGAAAAGUUUCAAGUCGCUGCGUUCGAAUUACGAAACUUGUCAGGGACUACAAAAGUAAAAAUAUGGGCUACGAAAGUAAAAAUAUCAUGAAACAAAAACUUCAUGGGAAAUUUUGAGAAUUUUUUUUCUUCAUGAGAAUUAGUAGGAGGUGAAAAAAUGAUUAAAAUUUCGAAAGUUAGGAAUAUCAUUUUGGCUUAAUGUUUACAAGAAAAUAAGGGUUAAUACCGUCGAAAAGGGCAAGAAAAAUGAGAAUUUUUUCUAAAUCUUCAUGUCAAGUGUUUCGUUUCCUUCGAUUGAUCGCUAGAGUUGCGUUUGUGGUUCCUUGAAAGGUUCUGAAGCUUCUUCAGCGAUCCCUUGAAAUAUUUCACUUUUUGGUUACGAUUUCAAUGAAUAAUCUGAAGUUUCUCUAGAGAGUUAUCUGAAGUAUGACUGUUUAAAUGUCUUUCUUCCAGGUAGAAGUUGGUCAAGAAGUCGAAGUGGAGAUCGUGGCGCAAGACGAGAAGGGAGAGACGUUCGUUCGGGAAAAUCGCGCUCUGGCCGACGCCGCUCUUGACGCCAGCAAUUCGCAUGCCGUUUUGAGGAAGUUCGUAGAAAAUAUUAAAAGAAGGGGAACCUAGACAUUUUGGCUGAAUGAUUGAUGUUCUUAAGAACGUCAAUUUCGUCUCCACUCUGAAACAAAAAAAGUUGGGAACGCGCUUUUUCUGCUAAAUUUUCAUAUGAUCCUGCGGAAUAUUCCUAAAUUUUUUUUCCAGGAUCGACGGCCUUCGUUACGUUUUGCGCGCCGAAUCCAUUGGUUCGGUCUCCCUCACCGCCACGGCCAAAUCAACGUCCGGACGAGCCUUGGCCUCGCGGCCCCGAGUCGUUCAAAUCUUCUCGCCGAUCUUCCUCCAACCCAAAAUCCUGACUCUGAUUCCUGAAAGCACCUUCCAGUUGGAAGUUGUCGGAGGACCGCAGCCGACUCCGCCCCUUCACUUCGCUUUGAAUUCCAGCAAGGUGUGUGGGGUGAUAUCUAACAAGGGAACUUUCUUAACCUCCGGCUGGACUCUUGAUGAAACUUGGCUACUGUGUACUUGAGGGCCUCUUGGUUUCAUAUCGAUAGUUUAUUUAAAAGUUGAAGGGCUGGAGAAAUUUCAAGUAUAGGAGCGAAGAGUUUGAAAAAGCAUGAUUUUUCGAAAUGAAAUAGCACAGGAGUAUGAUACUAGAUGGAAAAACUUCCGGUGGGCCUCAUUUUCCAAGGAACUAAUAUUAUAUUUCAAGCACGCUUUUUGCUGUUAUAAAUGAAAAAACGAGCAUUUUUAGGUUGCCAGCGUCGAACCGAACGCUCUGAUCACGUCUAAGGAUCUGGGCUGGACUUCGAUCACUGGAACUGUCAAAGUCGGCGAUGGACACGUCUCCAAAGACACUGUAGUUCUUCGAGUCGUCUCCCUGGGAGGAAUUGCUCUUUUCGCGAGCUCCCGAAGAAUUGAAGCCGGCGCCAAUGUUCAUGUCCGUCUUCGUGGCCUGGUCGCCGGAGCCGCCGAUGAAGAGCCAUUCGCUUUCGGAGGAGCCUUGUAUCCGUUCAAGGUGCGGAGAUGGAAAGAUUUUUCUUUUUUUCCGAGCAGUACUGUAGCUCCUAAAGUCUGUAGUUUGGUGCUUUGCCAGUUCCGCACAGGAUGUAUACUGUUUUAGGCCUCCUCUCUCGUGCGUUAAAAAGACUUUUGAAAAAGGAGGUUUUUCCUGGUGAAGAAGGUUUAGCCAGAAGCUCUGUAAUAUUUACAAGGAUCCCAAAAAAAUUUAAAAACCUAUUCUGCAUCUAGAAUUUGAAAUAGUUUUGCUAAAUUAAAUUUCAUCUCAGUUUUUCUGAAUAAAAUCUGUGAAUUCAAGGAACCUUCGAGCAGUCAUUUCAUGUUUUAUUUUUUAUUUUUGCAGUUUUUAAUGAACUUUUAGAACAUUUUCCAACACAAUUUUCGUUUCUUCUUCCUCUUCUUUUAUAAGCCCUCUUCCUAGCCUUUUUAAUUGUAGCAGAUCUUUCGGCAUUAUGUAAAAAAAAAGGUAACAAAACCAGGAGCAGAAGAGCUAUAAAAAUAAUAUUUCACAGUCUCUUCAAUGUGAUGUUAGUAUUACUCGGAAUGCGAAAAAAUAGUUUCGAUCGGGAAUUGCAAGAAAAAACACAGAAAUAGUCUUAUUUGUAGGUGACCUGGUCGGUUUCGGAUCCCUCGGUUCUGCAGACUAUCCAUCCGAUGGGCUCUGACGUCAGCGAAACGAACGAAAAUAAAUUCGCCAUUUGGUUCCACGCCUCUAGGACUGGGUCCGUGACGGUCAAGGUUGAGCAAAUCAAAAGAAUCACUGUUAAAGUUGGAAUUUCCCAGGUGCACGUUGAGUUGAACGAGAAGGCCAAGAAGCACUUUGUUGGCUCGACGCGCGUCUUAAACGCAGAAACUACAAUUAGCGUUGAGCAGCCGUUCGCUCUGGUGAAUCCGGAAGUUCAAGUCGGAGCCGUCCGAAUCGCUCCCAACUCCCAAAUCGACCUCAAAACGGCUUGGUGCGUUUCGAAAAAGAUUAAAAUACAAUUUUUCAGUGAAAAUACGGAAAAUAAAAAGUUUUGGGAGUCUUAGAAAGUUCUGUUUUGAAGGAUGAAGUGGUAUAAAAAGUAGUAAAACUUCAAGUUUUUCAAACGGAAAUCUAGUCAACUUGUCUAAGAAAACGUUUCCCCAAUCAUAAAUUUUUUUUCUCAGUAACCUUGAAGGUUGAGAUUUUCAAAAGAUCGAAAAUUCGAAUAUUUUUGCAAGGCGGAAGGCCAACUCUUUUCAGGCUUUUUUUUCAUUGGAACUUGACUUCCAGGCCUCAGUCCUCGGUGGUUUACUCGGUCAGUGCGGAAAGCUCAGCUCGGAUCUCCGUGACGUCAUCUGGACAACUUCGGUCGGGCGCCAGGGAAGGCUUCGCGGCUGUCACUCUGCGUCGCAAGGAUUCCACCGACAACGAGACGAAUCUUGUUCCUGUUCUGGUUGGUUUUGAGUCCUACUGAAGCUUUCAAAAUUUUUGGGAAUUUUUGAGAAGAAUAAAUAUAGGCUCUUAGAACUUGAUGCUGUAUCAAUUUCACACCUUGAAAAAUUCAAGAAUUUUUUUCAGAGAAAAUUGAAUAAUGAAAUAAUUGUUCACGGAACUGUCGUUGAUCAAGAUAAACGGCGCGUAGAUCAACAAGCUAUUAUUUUUUUAUAGUAAUAAACGAUUUUUGAACAUUCUUAAGACCAGUUCAUGAAGGAUUUUUUGAGAGACAUGAAAGUUAUCUGAAUACUCACUCAUAGAUAAGAUAAAGUCUCCAUACGUGGGCAACUAGAUUACUCGAUUAUGUCAGGAGGAGGAGUGGCUUGAAACGAUUUCUGAAUAGUUUGGGAGGAGGGAUUGGAGUCCUUUGAAAGAUGAUCUGAAAAUGAAUUAAACUCCUCGAAAAGAAUCCUUUUUGCUUUAUUGAACUACGCUUUGCUACCUCAUAGCCCAAUCGCCACGUCUUGAAACCAUUUGAUCUGUCUUCACCAUCUUUUUUCUCCACUCUGAACGGGUUUAUAAGAACUCAUUCUUCAUCGGAAAUUUCCAGGUCUCCCGCGUCCACUCGCUAGAUGUUCAGCUGCUGAACGAGCUGAAGGUCGUCCAGGCAAAAGCUCCUCUUCUUGGCCUUCCCGUUGGCGCUGAAGUCCAACUCCAAGUCGUCUUCCGAGACUCCAAAGGUCGUCAGCUCAUCGCCGCUGCGAACAAGAUCAACUACAGGCCUCAUCGGUGGGCUUUUAGAAGCUUAAAGGGAAGAAAAAGGAAACAUAGUUGAAAAAUUGAUCAAAAGUGUGGUUUGUAUGAGUAAAUACAGAAAGGGCUCAUUUUAAGAGUAAAAAUAAUUGAAAAUGUUGAAAAACACAAAUUAGACUACUCGAUUGCUUUUCAGAGCUUUUUUAAAAGAAAAACCUAAACGAUUUUUCGGUUACUCGGCUUCUGAGGGAGCGGCUUCUCAUGGACAUUCAGAGUCUUCUAGCAAAAAAAAAAUUUCGUUGCGAAUGUUGAAGUUUUUCAAUCGAAAAUUUUGUCUCCUCAAGUUUUUUUUUUCAAACUCACAAGCUUGUUUCCCAAAAAAUCACCUAGCACCUUUUUAUAAAUGUUUAAUGAUAAAAUGUUUUUGUCUUAAUUCGGAUUUUGAAGCUUCUAUUCCGGAAAAUUUCCAGAUUUGAUCUAACUGACAUCACGGCGACGAACAACAACAAUACUCUUGCGAUAGUCCUGAAAGCACCUGGAGAGACGGUUCUUCAGGUAAUGAUAUUUAUGGUUAAUAAUCGAACGAGGGUUUUUCUUACAGAUUUCCGACGCGACGACUCGUGAAAUCGCGACUUUUGUUCGACUCUCCGCCGCUGAAACGCUUCUUCCGACGACGGCUCUUCGGAAUCUGAACGAUUUGCUCGUUUCGGACAUUCUCUGCUUUCAACCGGCGGUUGUAGGAGGUAGAACAGUUGGAGUUUUGAACUUUUUUUUGGAAUAAGUAGCUUUUUUAAGAAAUUCUAAUAGUAACUCUGCUGAGCGCCAGAAGAAAAUCUCACAAAAAAGUUAUCUAACGGGUAGUAAGACGCCUAGAUCGAUCAGAUUCCUAAUUCUUUUUGGAUCAAAAACAGGUAAAAAGAGACCUUUUCGUAAUUUUUGGAAGAACUUCAGAAGCUUCACUUUUCUGUUUUGAGAUCAUCAGAAAGUCUUCAACUUGAAUUGUUUUUCCAAUGAAUAGAGUGUAGGUGUAUUGCCUAACUGUCAUCCUACCCACUUAUCGAUGGCCAGACUUGGUUUUGAUAAUAAUUUUUUGAUUUAAUUGAAAUGAACGUCGACUAGAAAAAAAAAGUUUUAAAGAGAACCUGAAGUGGUCUUCGAAAAGCUCGAACGAAGGAAGGAUCCAGUGGAUCAGCGGCGAAUCAGGAGUGGCCAGGCUGGCGAAGGAAGGGGCGACUCACGUCACUUCAAAAACUGAUGUCCAGACUCUCCAUUCCAAUGUUAGUUUUGAAUAGGAGAAACUGAACAAAAUGCAUUUUUAAAAAGUUAUGAAUUGGAAGUCCAAACGUCUAGUUAAUCAAGUUGAUAACGUGGUCUUACGGUCUACUUCAGUACAUUUUCAAACUUUUUUUUUCGCGCGAAAAAGAAUGGGGCGAGAUCCUGCUCAUGUAUGCCUCGGAAUGAGAGCGACCACUACUAUGAAAAAAUACUUCACUAUUAUUUUUAGUAGAAAAGUCGAAAUGUUUCUUACAGCAGAAAAGAACGGUUUCGAGAAAGAAAAAAAAAUAAUUUUCCAGUUGGUCAUACACAAGCCACACGCUCUUCGCUUCACUGACCGUCAGAAGCCCAGUAUCGUCUCCAACGACGACUCGAACUACGUUUUCACCAUCACUACCGCUACGAAUAAUACUAAGGACAAGUCAACGUCGAUUUAUGGAGGUAAUAUUAGAAAUCGGUUGAUUUAUAGUCACUUUCUUUUGGAAGCUAGACCACGUUUUGCGAAAAUGUCUCGGAAUCUUUAAGUGGUCUCUCCCAGAACUAAACUCAAAAAGACGUAGAAAAUAAUCAGAAAAAGGGAAAAAAACAGGGCGAUCACUAAAGUUCCUAAAUUCUUCCCUCACCUUGAACUACUUAAUAGAUCCGUGGAAACUUGAAGAAAUUUUUAAGGGCCCCUUCGAUUUUCCCACUCAAACUUUUCUUUGAGGAGAACCUUUAGAUGACUAUUUCACAUGAAACCUUUUUGAGAAGCGAUAUCAAGGGCUUUGAGCUCAUAGAAAAUUUUGAUAAAAAAUAGUCUGAAACGUUUUUUGGCUAGUUGUCUUCGAGUAGUGCUUUAAGAUAGUUUUUUUUGACUAGCUCCUUAAUUGUUCACUCUAGCUCCAUACUAUCUUUACUUCAGACUGCUCCGCUGAACAACAGAAAGUUUUGGAGAAAGACGUCGUCCCGCCUUUCGAAUGUUUCGUCGAGUUUGUGAGCAAGGGGAAAAACCUGCCGGCCGUGAAUUGGCUCAGCGCCAGCCCUGUCUUUGAUAAGGACUUUGGUUUUGGAAAAAUUUGAAGUUUCAAUUUUAUGUUGUCUCUGUAGGGUAUGGUUGCAAGAUCGCGCGGUUCGACGAUUCGUUGACGUCGACUCCGCUCAGUGUUCCCCCGGAAAUGGAGAAGAACCAGUUUGAUGUGCAGGUCACUGCCAGGUGGAACCUGGACGGCACGAAAAUCGAACAGGCCACGAUUCGUGUGCCUUUCUACUUUGCCUUGAGAGUAGAGGAGAAGGAAGUCCGGAGAAAAAUCGGAAAUCAGGAUGAUCCCCGUGCUUUCAGCUGGCCCUAUCCAAUGCCGAUCACUUGGGAGCGGCUCUGUCAAUUUGGGCGCCCCGGUACCACAAAUCUGACAUUGUCGUCCGCGGAUGCGAAGGAGAGAUCGUCAAGAUUGUCUCAACUUCCCAGACGGCCAAACAUGUUUCCCACGCUACCCACUUCUACAAUGUCUUGGUGAGUUAGGAGGGAAAAAUGGAAAACUAUAAAAUAGGCAGAGGGAAACAGACAAUGACAACUGGCUUGAAAAUCCUCUGAAAAAUGAUCUCUGUAACCAAAAAGGCGCAAAAAUAGGUGUGGAAUGUUUGGGAAUAUUCUUAUAAGGUAGGCACUUUUAGCAUGCGGCUCGUAAUUCCUUGAGAAGAAGUGAAAGGUUCAUAAUUUUGCGUUAAUCAGCUUUACCUUAAUUAUUGGGUUCACUGGAGUUUUGAGAGAUUUCCAGUAAGCUUCAAAAGAAAAACCUUUUUUUUCAUUCACGAAUUUUUCGUUUAAGAUCCUAGUGAACCUCAAAAAGCUCCUGAAAAAAAUGUUCAGCUCAACGUCAAGUCGGCGGCCCUCUUCUCCGAACUGGCCAAGACUUGCCACGUCACCGUCGAAAAUGCGAAGACGUCGCAGGUUAUUCGCGUACCUGUGAAGGUCCGCCUCGUCGACGAAGCCGCCAAGCACGUCUACAACGGUUUGCGAUAGUUCGGAACCUCCUAACUUUGGAUUUUCAGCCUUGGAAAGCAAGGGAAUGACGGAUAUUGUCCUCAUCGUCCUCCAAAAGUACUCCCAUUUGAUCCCGUCCAUGAUGGCCACUUGCGUCGUCGGCAUCGCUGUCAUUUUGGGUUCGUACGGGAGCUAUUUGUAGCCUGUGAAAUAACAAAGGCGUGUAGGAUGGUUUGACGCGUAGCUGCUGUGAGCCGGAAUCAUGAAAAUUUUAUAGUAGAAAAUAUUUCCUAAAGCUCCACUAAUUACAAGAUUUCAAGCCAAGCUUAUUAUUCGAACUGCUUAAAGCUUCAAAAAAGCACCCGACCUGAGUAGACUUGCGCGCGGGGGCUUAAAAUGAAAAAAAAAAAGCUAGAAGAAGAAACUGAGUUUAAGAAGCGGCGCUUCAAGCCUUUCCAUCGACCCUUCAUGAAAGAACUACGUUACAUAAUCAGGCAUUCUUUAUAUAACUAUUAUCAGCCUUCCUCUACAUCAAGUACAACUACUUGGAAAGGCGCGGAUCCUACAACGACACGUCCCGAUUUAAUGAAACCAGCAUGCAUCACACUUCGAUCGCCAGCUCUGUUCCCAGUUCGCCCAGCUCUUCAGGUUCAAUUUUUGAUAUUUUCCAGGGACUUACACAUUCAGCCGCUUCUUCAAAUUGAGAAAGGCUUUUUUCAGCAUUCUUCCGCGACUCGCCAAUCUUCAAGUCGACACCGAUCGCUGGUUCGCCGGCGUUCUUGCCCAACAAUCGUCUCCGUCAUGGCCUGGGAUCUGGUGGAGACGGCCGUCUGUGGACUUCUGAUAAUAAAAGUGAGCGGUGAAGACGAAAAGGAUUGAACAUCAGCAUUUUGAGGUGUAAUAUUCGUUUUUUUUUAUACGCAAAGGCUUGGCUGGAAGGCCCAGAUAAAAAAAGUGGUUUUUAAGAUAAUUCAUAAUUAUCUAAAAAGAAAAAUUCAUAAUAUUUAAAAAGUUUUUUUUACAGAUUCGCGAUGCUGA
This is a messenger RNA of Caenorhabditis auriculariae, 15450 nucleotides long. Lineage: Eukaryota; Metazoa; Nematoda; Chromadorea; Rhabditida; Rhabditidae. The record is from the annotation of a GenBank genome assembly.